This is a messenger RNA of Clavispora lusitaniae ATCC 42720, 2247 nucleotides long. RefSeq names its product Tyrosyl-DNA phosphodiesterase family protein. Gene Ontology annotation, molecular function: single-stranded DNA binding; double-stranded DNA binding; 3'-tyrosyl-DNA phosphodiesterase activity. The record is from RefSeq and is a predicted model, not a curated record. Lineage: Eukaryota; Fungi; Ascomycota; Pichiomycetes; Serinales; Metschnikowiaceae. Gene Ontology annotation, cellular component: nucleus. Gene Ontology annotation, biological process: DNA repair.
AUGACAAGGCGUUCUAAAAGGAUUGCUAGAACAGACGAAGUAAGGAAUUUUCGCAUGAACUCUGAACCUAUUGACUUGGAUAGCGAUUUGGAAGUUGUUGAUGUUGACGCGGAUCCUAAAGAAUUGAAAAGCGAUACUUUACUCCCGGAGACUAUUCCUGAUAUAGGAAAUGACAAUGAUGAAAAGGAAAACUUGGAUAGCCUUUCGAUGCAUGAAACAUCGAAAUCUAGAAAACAAAAACAUAAAAAGAAGAAAUCAAAACAGAAGCAGAAAAACGUCGAGCUUAGUGCUAAAGAGGCCUCAAUUCUCUCUAGUGUGAUGAAAAUAGCAAAGAAGUCUCCUUCUACAGAAACAAAAGCGAAAGAAACUUUGGUUCAAGAGGAGUCAUCUCCCAAACCUGACGUGAGUGGCACAGAGGAAGGAAGGGAUGACGCCGCUCACAACGGCUCUGAUGAGGAAAUAUCUAUCAUUCAAGUCGUUGAGGUGCCUUCAGAGCAAAAGUUUUUAAGAAAAAGAGCUCUGAAGGAGACACAUCCAUCUAACAAGAAGCACAAGUCUGUCGAGGAAGAAGCAACCAAUGAUACUAGUACAGAAAACGCAUUAUCCGAAGAAGAAGCAACCAGUCAUACUGAUACCGAAAACGAAUUAUCUGAGGAAGAAUCAUAUGGAAACACAAAGAUAUCUCCGCAAAUUGAUGUGAAUGAAUUAUCCUUCGAAAGCAAAAAACUUCCUUCGGUCAUUGAAGUAGAGAGCUCUUCAGAAGAUGAAAUGGUGGAACCUCCCACAUCGCAACCGGUAUCUUCCACUCCCAAAUCUUCUAUCCGUCUUCUAUACAAUUCUAGUUACAAAUUGACUGAUGAACUCACGGACACUGACGUAAAUGUGGAUACAGUCACAGUUCAUGAUUUAGUUGGAGCUCCUGAUCUUCUAGAGACGUUUCAAUUCAAUUUCAAUGUUGAUUUAGAAUACUUCCUAACAUUUCUUCAUCCCAAUUUUGCAAAGAACAAAAGAAAAAUUGUCUUUGUCACCGGAACUGCGUAUUUGGCUGGCCACCCUUUGCGAGAAAUCAUCAAAGCAAAGUAUAAUAUCUCUGAAUGCAUUGCUCCUUUACCGAAUCGCUUUGCUUCGCACCACUCCAAAAUGAUGAUCAACUUCUACCCUCAUGACCAGGUUGAAAUAAUCAUUAUGACUUGCAAUUUGACCCAAUUAGACUUUGGUGGUUUAACACAAUCUGUUUGGCGUUCUGGGAAGUUAAAGAGAGGGAAGACCACCGCAAAAUUGGGAAGCAGAUUCAAGCAAGAUCUUGAACGUUAUCUCUUGAAGUAUAAAAUGGCCACGAUUGAAAAAGUUGUUCAACGGUUACGUGACUAUAACUACAAUAGUGUUGGUGUCGAAUUAGUGGCUUCAGCUCCUGGGACGUAUAGUAUUGAUCAUAUUGAUGAAAACGAUGAAACGUAUGGUUAUGGGAAACUCCGGCAGGUACUUCAACGCAACGAUUUGCUCAUAAAGGAUACAGAGAAGCACCACAACAUUCUUGCGCAGGUUACAUCAAUCGCAUAUCCGUACUCGAGCAGAAAGGGUGACACUGCCUCGAUUCUUUCGCAUUUGCUAUGUCCGUUAAUGUUUUCUCAUUGGAAAAAGCACCUUGAGCCGGGGACCCAGUCCACACUGAAGCACCAAGAAGAGUUCAAAUACAAGCCUCAGCUUGUCUUCCCGACUGUAAAGGAAGUUGCUUCUAGUAACUUUGGAUUUCUUUCUGGAAGUGCUGUGCAUUUCAAACACUCUGGUUCACUCAUUCAUCAAAAACAAUAUGAGCAAAAUGUUAAACCAUAUUUAUGCAAAUGGAGUACUCCAGAGAACGUCACCGGCCGGGAAAGAGUAACCCCGCAUGUGAAAUACUAUGCCUGUGACAAUGGUGAUGGUUGGAAUACCUUAAAAUGGGUACUUGUUGGAAGUCAUAACCUUUCAAAGCAGGCGUGGGGAUAUCCAGAAGCUAAAAGUAAGGGUCAAACUUUUGAUGUUGCAAGUUAUGAACUCAGCGUUUUAGUGCCUGGUUCAGGGAAAAACCUCGUUCCUGUCUUCAAAAAGGAUGUACUGUCAGAUACAAUAACAAUCCCAGUUCGUUUUCCUUUCAAAUUACCUCCAACAAGAUAUGGCGAAAAUGAUUUGCCAUGGAGUGCUGGGUCUGACUACGGAAAAUUGAAGGAUAGGUGGGGUAAUCUACAUAACGGCGGUUAUUCCGUAUAG